AUGUUGUUACUCGAGUUCUUGGCGAAGAGCAUCAAAGAAGAGUUCUCUUUUAGUCUGUUUCUCAGCGCCAGGACGACAAUGCUAAGUGGAGAGAGGAUGCUUGGAGCUGAAGCAACAAUUAUCAACAGAACCUUAGGCUUCAAGCAACAGCGGAGGUUUAACAAUUCUCGGGGAAACAACACGGCCUCAGUGACGACGAAGGUAGCACGAGUUGCUUACCACAAUGACGACUUAGGAGAAACCAUGGCGACCUGGAGCAGUGACGUCGGCAGGGAUACAGAUCGGGCCAGAGGUGAUACGGUGGUGCUCUCGUUUACUUGCGCAACAAGCAAGGUGCUUGCUCGGCGUGGAUCUCUCAGACGAGCUCAACAGCGAUCACACUCAAGAACCAGUGGUGAUAAAGGUCGUCUUUGGAGCAACGUGGAUCGAUGGCGCGACAGAGGUGGCGUCGGUGAACGGAGACGGCGACUCCAUUUCUUCGGGUACGUCUCUUUCUUUCCCUCUAACACCUCUCUCUCCUUUUUCUUACACGAGAAACUCUUCUCUCUUCUCCUUCACUUUUCCUUCUCUCUUUCUCACAAAGCUCUCAAGAUUCCUCCUUCUUUCUUUUGCGAAUAA
This is a messenger RNA of Microthlaspi erraticum, 618 nucleotides long. The record is from the annotation of a GenBank genome assembly. NCBI's taxonomy places the organism in Eukaryota, Viridiplantae, Streptophyta, Magnoliopsida, Brassicales, Brassicaceae.